AUGAAGCAUCUUCUCUCGCUCGUCUGCACCUUGGGAGCCGCUACCCUGGCUGCUUCGGCGGCGGCAGAAGCCGGCUCCAUGCCCUCAGCCAACGGACUCGACUUCGUUAUUGACGGAGAGGCCAGCUAUUUCGCCGGUUCGAACGCCUACUGGCUUUCCUUCCUCACGAACAACGCGGACGUCGACCUUGCAUUGGACCAUUUUGCUGAGUCUGGACUGAAGAUCCUCCGGAUCUGGGGGUUCUCCGACGUAACCGCGGAGCCCUCGGACAACAAGGUCUACUUCCAGCUGCACCAGAACGGCUCCUCGACAGUUAACACGGGCCCCAAUGGAUUGGAGCGUCUCGACUACAUCAUCUCUGGGGCCGAGAAGCGCGGAAUCAAGUUGGUCAUCCCGUUGGUUAACUACUGGGACGACUUUGGUGGCAUGAAUGCCUACAUCAGCGCCUAUGGCGGCGACAAGCCCGGCUGGUACACCAAUGAUAAGAUUCAGGCUGCAUAUCACGCCUACGUCAAGGCCGUGGUGAGCCGCUAUGUUGACUCCCCGGCAAUCUUUGCCUGGGAGUUGGCAAAUGAGCCCCGCUGCAGUGGUUGCGACACGUCCAUCAUCAAUCAGUGGGCGACGAAAACCAGCAGCUUCAUUAAAUCCCUGGAUCCAAACCAUAUGGUAGCCAUGGGCGACGAGGGCAUGGGCCUCCCUGGUGACAGCAACUAUCCCUACUCCUACUACGAAGGCAACGACUUUGCACUGAACCUUGCCAUCCCGGACAUUGACUUUGGCACUCUCCAUCUCUACACCACCGACUGGGGCGUGAGCAACAACUCGUGGGGCAACAAGUGGGUACAAGAUCAUGCCGCCGUCUGUAAGUCCGCUGGCAAGCCCUGCCUCUUUGAGGAGUACGGCAUGAAGGGCAACCACUGCACCUACGAGUUGGCGUGGCAGAAGACGGCUCUGGCGACCCCAGGUAUGGCCGCGGAUUUGUUCUGGCAGUUCGGCGAGAAUCUGAGCUCGGGCCAGACCCAUAACGACAAGUACACCGUCUACUACGGUAGCAACGAAUGGAAGUGUGUGGUGUCGGACCACGUUGCCGCCGUCGCCGUGCGUAGGUACCGUUUGCCAGUGGGAGGAGGCCAACAUGGCCCCUGA
This is a messenger RNA of Aspergillus nidulans FGSC A4, 1146 nucleotides long. RefSeq names its product protein manD (gene manF). NCBI's taxonomy places the organism in Eukaryota, Fungi, Ascomycota, Eurotiomycetes, Eurotiales, Aspergillaceae. The record is from RefSeq and is a predicted model, not a curated record. Gene Ontology annotation, molecular function: mannan endo-1,4-beta-mannosidase activity; hydrolase activity, hydrolyzing O-glycosyl compounds. Gene Ontology annotation, biological process: polysaccharide catabolic process; mannan catabolic process. Gene Ontology annotation, cellular component: extracellular region. The transcript is spliced from 3 exons. Bases 1 to 1146 code for a protein of 381 amino acids.